Molecule: messenger RNA, 1864 nt
Organism: Onychostoma macrolepis
Lineage: Eukaryota; Metazoa; Chordata; Actinopteri; Cypriniformes; Cyprinidae
Gene: ndufv3
Product: NADH:ubiquinone oxidoreductase subunit V3
Exons: 4
Coding region: 103-1731 (542 amino acids)
Biological process (GO): mitochondrial ATP synthesis coupled electron transport
Cellular component (GO): mitochondrion
Source: RefSeq, a predicted model, not a curated record
UGUUCAUUCUUGCUUUAAAAUAAAACAAACGCUUCAUUUUGAUGCAACGACCGAUUCGUGAGUUUCAUUUUCCACACGGACAAUAAUAACAGGAGAACAAAGAUGGCGACGUCCCUACUCAGGUUAGGUCGACUUGGAUCUGUCAAGGGUCUCCUGCGUGAGGGCUGGGGGACACCUAGGACCCCAUUUAUUGCAGCUCUCUGCACUAAAGCGGACGUCCCACCCAAAACAGCAAAGAAGGCAAAGGCUUCAAGUAAGACCAUAGAGGCCGAAGAGAGGGCCUCUCUUCUAGCCUACAAGCCCGCAGUUGCCUUCCCUUCUAAGCUGUCUACCACAGGAUUUCUUACCAAAAAUGUAGCUUUAGGUGAGUCUGAAACCGCUGAGGCUGUUUCCACAGCCGCUGCAAAUGAGACGACAGCUGGCGGUCCAGUUGCUGAUACGGCAGCAGCUGAAGUUGCUGUUGAAGAGGCAAAGAUCACUGAACUCUCACCUACUAAUGAAGUCACUACAAAAAGCGAAGGAAGUAAGGCCUCGGAUGUUGAGGCAAAAGUACAGAAAGAUCAAGACGAUAGCUCUUCUUCAUCCUCAUCCUCCAGUGAUUCUGAUUCAGACUCUGAUUCUGAUUCUGAUGAUGAGAAGCCAAAGACUGAAACACCAGAAACACUACAGUCUGGAGAGAAAGCAGCAGAGGAGAAGAAAGCCCCUGGUCUGACGACUGAACAAGUAGAUAAGAAAGCAAAGCCUGAAUUUGCCUCAUUUGGAGAAGCUCAAGAAAGUGCAAAAACUGUGACUAAAGCAAAAGCAGAAGAGGUUCCCACAAGUGCUAAACCAGAUGGAUCAGAUGAGACCUUUAUUGAUCCUGCCCCUAUAGUAUCAUCCUCCACAACUGAAUCGAUUCCAGAAAUGUCCAAUGAAUACAUUAAAGAUGACACUACUGAUAAGAUAGUGGACACUGCAACAGAAGUUAAAACUAGUCCUGUGGAGGAGAUUGUUGUUGAAAAGGAACCAGAAAUCAAAGCUGAAGAUGCUGUCAAAGUUGCUGCAGAAGUUGUCCCAGAAGUCCUCACAGAAGCCAGUCCUGAAGAAAUGGUUCCCACACCAAGUGCUAAACCAGAUGCAUCAGAUGAGACCUUUAUCGAUCCUGCCCCUAUAGUAUCAUCCUCCACAACCGAAUCGAUUCCAGAAAUGUCCAAUGAAUACAUUAAAGAUGACACUACUGAUAAGAUAGUGGACACUGCAACAGAAGUUAAAACUAGUCCUGUGGAGGAGAUUGUUGUUGAAAAGGAACCAGAAAUCAAAGCUGAAGAUGCUGUCAAAUUUGCGGCAGAAGUUGUCCCAGAAGUCCUCACAGAAGCCAGUCCUGAAGAAAUAGUCAAAACCGCCGUUGAAGCUAGUCCUGGAGCAGCUCCUGAGGCUUCUGGAGAUGUUGCAGCUAAACCAGAAGAUGCAUCAUCCAAAGCUGAGGCGGGAAUGCCAGCAGCCCCUUCAGAAGAGCUGGCAGACCCUGCUCCUGUGGCCGCUGAUGCUGUGGAGGCUCGGGCUGAGACGAACGUUGUGGAGACACCUGAGGAACAAGCCCCAGAGAAAGUCCCGGAGCCAGAGCCUGAACCCUUUGACAACACCACGUACAAGAACCAGCAGCACCACAACUACAACAUGUACACCUUUUCUGAUGUGGAUGUAGAGCUGUCUAAAUACCGUCUGCCCCAGCCUUCCGCGGCUAGACACUGAGCCUUUGUUAUUGGUACCUUUGUCCGCAACCCUACUUCUUCCACAUGUUCAUUGUUCCUCAGACGAUUUACUGGCAAAUUUCAAGCUUUAUGCUAGAAUUCUAUAAUUAUGGAAUUAAAAUGAUUUAACCUCA